Gaeumannomyces tritici R3-111a-1 is the source of this 234-nucleotide messenger RNA. RefSeq lists its product as hypothetical. The coding region runs from base 1 to 234 and encodes 77 amino acids. The record is from RefSeq and is a predicted model, not a curated record. Lineage: Eukaryota; Fungi; Ascomycota; Sordariomycetes; Magnaporthales; Magnaporthaceae. The transcript is spliced from 2 exons.
AUGCCGGUUUUCCGUCGCGCGCGAGGGAGGAAGGUCAUGGUCCGGAUCCUGCUCGCCAAGACUCGAAAAGCGAUGGAUCAAGGUUCAGCCUCCCACCGCGGGCACCGCCAUGGCCUCGUGUCGCAGCGGCAGCUCAAGAGCACGCGGGGCCCCGCGCGCGAGGUGUGGUCGAGAUGGGGGUCGCGCCAAGGCCGGAGCUCCAACGUCAUGCUCCGGGGGCCAUUCUCGGGUUAG